AUGAACUCAAGAAUAACAACAACGAGACGCACCACGAAUGAUGUUUUUAAUAACAAGAACAACAACAAAAAUUCGUCGUCGUCGUUAUACGCGUUCUCUUUACUCCCGUGUAUUCUGAUGCUUCUAGGCGCGGGCGAAGACGGCAUAUUCACCACUUUACUCAUCGGCUGCGCGGCGUCGUAUAUUCUAGAUUUGCUGAGGUAUCCAGAGAUGACGCUCGUCUGCGUUUGGCUCGCGUUGUUUUCGAUAUAUUUAGCGAUGUUGAUUGAAUCUGAUUUGUUCUUCGCGCCGUUACGACCGACGAUUAUUUCGUUGUUUCUGCUGACCACGAACGGAAUCAUGCUGUUUUUGUGCGGUCUGUGGGCGAGUUUACAGUUUAAAUGGGUGGAAAUGGAACAUCCGAACGUUUCGAGAUGGAUGGAAAGCGUUCUCGUGGCUUCGAUUUUGCCGGUGUGCGGCGCGUUGAUCGGGUGGACGUUGAUGGCAUCUGUGGGUGCGGUUUUAGCGCCGUUUUAUUUACAGAUUGUUUUGAUGGUAUUGUAUCAUCUUCUCUAUGAUGAUGAUGGUAAAAAGUCAUCGCCGCCGUCUUCAUCUCGGGGACGACGACAAAGAGGCGGCUCAUUCAAAGGAGUAUCCGGGGCGCCGGGAGAAAGAUCGCUCACAAGUCGCGAAAAGUAUAUUCACAAAUUUUGCGUGUGUUUUUGUCCAGCAUUCGUGUACGUUGGAACGCAUUGGCCAACACUCAUAGAAUCAUCUUUUAUUUUCUGGGAGCACGCGUUACACGUGGUCAUUUUGUGCUCUCUCGGUGCGACGGUUUUAUUUGAGACGAGAAUGACGCUGCUCGUGACCGCGGUCGCGGUGGCGUUGCGGGUCGUCGACACGACUGAAUAUUCUGUAUUGUUACUCAUCGGCGGUGCAUUUGUCCUCGGCAUCGCAACGCUCAUCGAUAUAUCGAGAUUAAACAUUGGAAUCUACGCGUUGUUUAUGUGUCUAGCGAUCGCAACGGUUGGAUACUUUUUGAAGAGGAAUUAUUGGUUCAUCGAAGGCAUGGAAAAUACGUGUUUCGGCAUUUUGUUGAUCACGUCAAUCACAUUCGCCGUUCCCGGUUUAUAUCUGAUGGAAUUUUCCAAAGAAGUUCUAUUUGGCAUGAUUUUCGUGCAAGCUGCCGUGAUGGCGCAAGUGGAGGCAAUGUUAUACAACGAGAUUCAAGAAGAUGGGAGUACGUUUUACCCGCCGUAUUUAAUAGCGCUCACGACGUUCUGCGGCGUUCAACUUUCCACGAAAAUGCUGAAUCUCUCAAAGACAAGGUUUCCAGAUAUGCUCAUUUAUACCGUGUAUGUUUCCAAACUUUCUGUAUUUUUAGAUCUCGAUUGGGUGAAAGUUUUUGUGUUGAUGUGUGCAAGUGCGUCUAAGUAUACGAUACUCAUCGUUCUUGGGCUGUUGUACGCGAGAUUGGAGCUGUUUGACGUUCUAUUUCUCUUCACCGGCCAUCGCCCGACGGAUGCUGGAUUGUUUGGUUCAUUGCUGUGUGCGACGAGCGCACUCGGAGGGUUUCAAUCCUUACGAAAAGCGCGUUUGAUUUGCAUGAUAGCCGGUCUCCUUCUCGUUAUAAUAAAACCGCCUUUGCCUUGGCAAGGCGAAGUUGGAUUCUGGUACGAUCAAGACCACGUUCCAGACAGAGAGCCAGAUAGGGAUAGCAUGUAUUCACUGGGAGGUGAAUAUGACGGCGCAGAAGAAACAUACAGAAGUUGGUUUCUAAUUUUAUCCAUAGUUUUUGGUUUGUUCGGCGUCGGAACUGUUAGCGGCUUGUGUUUCGGUUUGUUCGUGAUGAAAGAGAGCGUGGUGGUUUGCGCGUUGUGCGGCGCGUUUGUUCAAUACAAAAGAGCGAGUGUAUUUUAUGCCAUGGUUUUAGCAAUAGUAUUUGCCAUAACCACGAUGAUUGGUGACGAAGAGGUUUACAAUUUACUUUCUGUCGUCGCGGUGUGUUUCUUACACUGCGCUUUGAGCGUGAAGUAUACUCACUUUGUGGUCUCGAGAGCACAACGAACGACGACGAGAAACCGCGACGAUGACAACAACAACAAUAAAGUAUACAAUCCGUUUGUACGAAAGAGGCAAAGCGCAAGUGAGAGAAACAUGGCCUUUAACAACGGGAACAAGAAUGCUAUCUCGAAAAAUGAUUAUCAUGACGCAAUGGAUCGCGUGGGAAACAUUGCGACGUUGUCUGCGUUCGUCGCAACGCUGGUCGUGUUUUGGGAUUCCGAGGAUUCGAGUUUCAUUACGAUCCCGCUCGUUUCCACGAUUCUUUUCUUAGCUCGGACCGAAAAGGCGUCAUUUUUCGCGUACGUCGCAGUCGUGUGCGGAUACUUUGCCCAAGUGCUUCUGUGCAACAGUAACGAUAGCGUCAGUUCUACCAUCUUUGCAGCGUUUUCUUUUCCGAGCGCGUUCGCUUUCGCCCGCUUCCUCUAUUCCUCCUUCGAGCGACAAUACGAGAAAAGCGCGUUAGCGCUCGCGUCUCCGUUGAACAUCGUACCCAUUGUGAUGGGUCUCGGUGUCAAGUCAAAAGCAGUGGUAUCUUUAGGAAUAGUCGGCGUAGCGUCUGGUAUUGCCCAGUAUGUCGUUCAAAGUAGAAUACAAAGGAAAGGUAGCCGAUAUUUAUAG
Messenger RNA from Bathycoccus prasinos, 2661 nucleotides. RefSeq lists its product with no specific name. Bases 1 to 2661 code for a protein of 886 amino acids. The record is from RefSeq and is a predicted model, not a curated record. The transcript has a single exon. Lineage: Eukaryota; Viridiplantae; Chlorophyta; Mamiellophyceae; Mamiellales; Bathycoccaceae.